AUGUCUUAUGAAAUUAAACAAGUUAAAGAAGUUAAACCACCAUUAGAUUCAAGAAUAGGUAAAGAUUCACCAUUCAUCUUUGGUCAACGAUAUUUAACUGACGAAGAUCAAGUUUGGAAUCAUAAUGCAUGGGAUCAUGUAGAAUGGGGAGAAGAACAAAUAAAUCAAGCAAAAGAAUUAAUUUCAAAACAAUAUGAUCAUCCAGUUAAAGAAUUUGAUAAAAAUUUAUAUAAUUCAAAACCUGAAAAAUAUUGGGAUAUAUUUUAUAGACACAAUAAGGAAAAUUUUUUUAAAGAUCGAAUGUGGUUACAAAUUGAAUUUCCAAAUUUAUAUAAAGUAACUUCAAAAGAUUAUAAUAAACCCGUAUCUAUUUUAGAAAUUGGUUGUGGGGCUGGUAAUACAUUUUUUCCAAUUUUACAACAGAAUGAAAAUUCAGAAUUGAAAAUUUAUGGUUGUGAUUAUUCUAAAGUUGCAGUUGAUUUAGUUAAAUCAAAUGAGACAUUUAAAAUAAAUUCAGAAAAGGGAAUUGCUUAUAGUUCAGUUUGGGAUUUAGCUAAUUCAGAAGGUAAAAUACCUGAAAAUAUGGAACCAAAUUCAGUUGAUCUAAUUGUUAUGAUUUUUGUAUUUUCUGCCUUGCAUCCAAAUCAAUGGGAACAAGCAGUAAAUAAUUUAUCCAAGAUUUUAAAACCUGGGGGUCAAAUUUUAUUUAGAGAUUAUGGAAGAUAUGAUCUUGCACAAGUACGAUUUAAAAAAAAUAGAUUAUUAGAUGAUAAUUUUUAUGUUAGAGGUGAUGGUACAAGAGUUUAUUUCUUUACUGAAGAAGAAUUGGAGAAAAUAUUUGGUAGAAAGUUUAAAUGUGAAAAAAUUGCGACUGAUAGAAGGUUAUUAGUUAACAGAAAAAGACAAUUGAAAAUGUAUAGAAAUUGGAUACAAGGUGUAUUUAAAGCAGAUGAUGAAAUUAUAUAA
Insectozyma verbasci is the source of this 966-nucleotide messenger RNA. NCBI's taxonomy places the organism in Eukaryota, Fungi, Ascomycota, Pichiomycetes, Serinales, Debaryomycetaceae. The record is from the annotation of a GenBank genome assembly.